Daucus carota subsp. sativus is the source of this 1508-nucleotide messenger RNA. RefSeq lists its product as uncharacterized. NCBI's taxonomy places the organism in Eukaryota, Viridiplantae, Streptophyta, Magnoliopsida, Apiales, Apiaceae. The transcript is spliced from 4 exons. The record is from RefSeq and is a predicted model, not a curated record. The coding region runs from base 1 to 918 and encodes 305 amino acids.
AUGGAUUUCGCGUCGUUGUGGAACCCCGAGCUACUGGACAUGAACGACCCAAAGAAUCGGAGGCCGUAUAGGCUAGUAGUGUAUUAUGGAGGUGGAUUUAUGACCUUAGCUGAGUAUAAUUAUUGUGGGAAAUUUAAGAAGGUGUGGAAUAAUGUUGAUUUUUUAGCAAUGACAAUAAAGGAAAUUAGGGCUAAGGCUAGUGAGGUUGUAGGAGAUGAGGAUACAAUUUACUACAUGAAAGAUGGGGUAACUCCAGAUAAAGGGUAUGAGUCACUGAUUUAUGAUGAAGAAAUUGAAAGGGUGGCUAGGGUUUCAAGAUUCACUGGAGUGGAGGGAUAUGAGCUUGAGGAUGUUGGAGGUGUUUACCCAACCAGUGCUGAUAUGAAAAACAAGAAAUUCACUGCAAGGAAGAGAUAUUUGAGCAAGACUCAAGACAAGGGGAAAGGGAAAUCAGUAGUGUUGGAAGAAGAUGGGGACAAUGAUGAUGACUAUGUGGCUGAAAUGGAUGAGCAAGAAGAUGAAACUGAUGAUGACAGUGGGUAUGUGGAGGAAGAAGAUGAAGAGGAGUGGCCAUGUAGUGACACUGAGCUAGCUGAUAUGAGAAGAAUGAGAGCACAAUUGAGAGAAGAAAAUGAUGCACUAGAGAAGAGUCAGAGCCAAGCAAGAAGAGAUUCUUUGAAAGGGUUGAGUGGACAGAGAAAUGACUCUAGUUUGCUUAAAGAGCCAAUUUAUAAUAAUGAGUUAGAGGAGGAAGAGGAUUAUGCUUAUGCAGAGCCAGCAGUAGCACAAAAGCAUAAAGCAGGGGCACAUGAGGUAUUUAACAGAAGGAGAUGUAAUUCUUCUACCACCAAUGAUGAAAAAACUGAGGGGGAGGCCCAAAAAACAAAGGAGAAGGGAAGGCUGGGAAGGUGCAGUUAAGAAGGGGAAGGGCAAAUUCAACAGCAUGACUAGAUUGGGAAGAGUCAUGCACUGUACUAUCUGCAGGGAGAAGGGGCACAACUGAGGAUACUGUCCAAACAAGCUAGAAGGCUAUGUUGAACAAGCUAGGCAAAAGAGGGGUGGAAAGAGAAAGGUUACAACUGAGGAUGAUUUAGAGGUUGAAAAGGAGCUGGAAAGAAAUGAGGAUGAGGCUAUGACUGGGGAAGCUGAGAUGAUGGAGGAAGCACUUAGAAUGAGUGCAGAGGAGGUAUUCACACCACCCCUACCAUCCAGUCAACAACCAACACAGGUUCCAGCGAACUCUCCUUCAAACCCUCUAGAUGCAGCUGCAGGGGGGGUGAAGCUACAAGGGGCAGUCAACAGACCAAAAAGAAGAGGGACAAGGCUUUUAUUCAUCCAAGAAAGAAGCUUUAGUUUAUCUUAGUGGGAAUCUUUAAAGACUUGUUUUCUAUGAAACUUUUGUAUUAUUUAUGCACUGUAGUCAGUCAUGGACCAUGACUUUGUUUAACUGCACAGUUACAUUGGUUAGCUGGAUUCUUGAUUUGAUUGACAUGUGCUGCUUUUGGUUA